UUUUGUGUUCUUUAGUAGGUCGGAAUCGGAUCAUAUUUGGAUACCUAUAUCUUAGAUUUGACCUCCUUUAUCUGUCGGUGAAUAUACGUAAUUAAGAUUCUGCAAGUUAGUUUUGUAAUUAAGAGGUAAAAGACGACUGUAGUUGUAAAUUUCCCUUAAUAUAACACACACGAACAUGAGAAAUGUCACCAAAUAUAUCACUUAUUCACCGAAUUCUGGUGGGUCGUAGAUCGCAUCUUCAAUCUUCAUAUUCCGAUUUCCAUUCUCUCUCUACUCUCACUCUCUCUCAAAUAUUGCGAUUUCAUUCAAGAGGUCGCCGCCGACGCCGAGUUCCGCCGAGUUCAGAUUAUACCCAGAUUUCCUUUCCUUGCUCUUUCUGUGCUUUUUUCGUUUUUUAUUCACGGAUUUGUGCUACUGAAAUGUGUUCUGGGAAAAGGAUGAGUGUUUCAGUUUUGUAGAACUAUAUGGAGGAGCAGUCGGCCACUUGGUUAGCUCUAGCUGAAGUGUUGUAGUUGGAAAUCUGUCGGAUCAUAUUGGAUACCCAUAUCAUAGAUUUUGGGACGAAGUUUUCUUUCUACUUUUAUAUUUUCACCUAUCUAGAAUGGCUGAAAGCUCUUGAUUUGAUUUGUGUUGUGAGAUUUUGAGGUGAGAAUUAAUUUAGAUUUAGGGAAAAUGUCUUCGAUUCGAUUCGAUUCCUCAAAGCAAUACUACGCCACUAGCAGUCUUGUGAUAGGGUAUGCUCUCUGUUCGAGCUUGCUUGCAGUCAUAAACAAGUUCGCCAUUACUAAAUUCAACUUUCCUGGCCUUUUGACUGCUCUGCAGUACCUAACUUCUGCUUUGGGAGUUUGGGUUUUGGGGAAGCUAGGAUUUUUGCACCAUGAUGCCUUUACAUGGGAGACUGCCAAGAAGUUCUUACCAGCUGCCACCGUUUUCUACCUUGCAAUCUUCACCAACACAAACCUUCUUCGACAUGCCAAUGUGGAUACGUUUAUAGUGUUCAGAUCCUUGACACCCCUUUUGGUUGCAAUUGCUGACACCACAUUCAGGAAACAACCAUGCCCUUCCAAGCUUACUUUUGUAUCAUUGUUGGUCAUUUUGGGUGGAGCUAUUGGGUAUGUUGCUACUGAUUCAGGUUUUACUUUGACUGCUUAUUCGUGGGCAUUUGCUUACCUGGUGACCAUCACUACUGAAAUGGUUUAUAUCAAGCACAUGGUUACCAAUCUUGGGCUGAACACUUGGGGUUUCGUGUUGUACAACAAUCUGUUGUCAUUGAUGAUGGCUCCUCUGUUUUGGAUUAUUACUGGAGAGUAUGUUGAGGUGUUUGCAGCUGUGGAAUCCAGUACUGGGAAUUGGUUUAAAUCCAGUGCUUUUAUUGCAGUGUCGUUGUCUUGUGUCUUUGGUUUGCUCAUCAGCUUCUUUGGAUUUGCUGCUAGGAAGGCUGUCUCUGCCACAGCAUUCACAGUUACGGGAGUGGUUAACAAGUUUCUUACAGUUGCCAUCAAUGUCACGAUUUGGGAUAAGCAUGCCAGUCCCUUUGGUUUGCUCUGCCUCCUCUUUACAAUUAUAGGAGGAAUUCUUUAUCAGCAAUCAGUUACUGGAGUUGGCAGUGCUUCUUCACAGCGUGAAUCAACUGCAUUGAAGCAGAUUGAUAGUGAGGAUGAUGAUCAUGAUUAUGAAGAUGAUAUUCAAGGAAAGGGCGUGCCUGGUAAACUUGCUUCUGUAUGAUUAACUUUAUCCUUUUGUCUUUGCUGUUUAGCCUCAGGAGAAGAGGCCUUAAUAGGAUAUAGGAGUUAGAAAUUUUAUCAUCUAUGGUUUUAUCUGGAAAAGAGACAACCUAGUGUUAAUUAGUUUCAAAAAAAAUAUAUAAUUUUGUAUGAGAUCUUACAGAUCAUACCUAUGUAUGGAUUCUAGGAGCACUUUAUAUGCUACCACUUUGGCUCCCCACCAAAAAAAAAAAAAAAAAAAAACAGAGAGAUUGAAACUGAAACUUAGAGAAGAGCAUCUCUGCUGCUUUACCAUGACUCCUGCGAAGUAAUAGUUAGUUGUGUAUCUGUCUUCCGCUUAGGCAAGCUAGGUCUUUACUUGGAACGAAGAAGUAUGUAGACAUCAGCUAUUUGUACUUUCUCAAUUUAAUCUAGCUUGUUAUUUGUGUUUUUUGUUUCUUUUACUGCUUGUCUUCUUACCUUGAAAUAAAAUGGGAUACAUUUCCUA
This is a messenger RNA of Cannabis sativa, 2211 nucleotides long. Its product is annotated as GDP-fucose transporter 1. The coding region runs from base 673 to 1725 and encodes 350 amino acids. Lineage: Eukaryota; Viridiplantae; Streptophyta; Magnoliopsida; Rosales; Cannabaceae. The transcript has 3 exons. Gene Ontology annotation, molecular function: antiporter activity; GDP-fucose transmembrane transporter activity. The record is from RefSeq and is a predicted model, not a curated record. Gene Ontology annotation, cellular component: Golgi apparatus.